Messenger RNA from Lasiodiplodia theobromae, 3039 nucleotides. RefSeq names its product Ankyrin domain protein. The record is from RefSeq and is a predicted model, not a curated record. Bases 1 to 3039 code for a protein of 1012 amino acids. The transcript has a single exon. Gene Ontology annotation, molecular function: protein binding. NCBI's taxonomy places the organism in Eukaryota, Fungi, Ascomycota, Dothideomycetes, Botryosphaeriales, Botryosphaeriaceae.
AUGCAGCAACAGCCACCACCACCCGCCCACGCCGGCCUCUUCGACUUCACCCCCCUCAGCUACGCGCCCCUCCUAACCCCGACCUCCAUCCGCCUCCUCAAAAUCAUCGGCCGCAACAGCCCUUCCUACCUCCAGGCCCACCCGCAGCACCAUAAAUCAUCCGCCGCCUCGGCCAAGCACUCCAACACCGCCAGCAGAAGCAUUCCACCGCCAUCCAUCUGCGGAUACCCGCUCAUCCAAUGCUCGCUCGAGACGUAUGACCUCGCUUCCGACGCGCUGCCGCCAUAUGCAGCGCUGUCGUACACAUGGGACACGCCGGAGCCGGACUGGCUGAUGCGCGGGCGCGACGCGACGCGCGACGACUACGGGCCCGGAACGUCGUGGCCGGUGUCCGUCGACGGCCGCCUGUUCCUCGUGCGCAAGAACUUGUUCGAGGCGCUGCAGCAGUUUCGGCCGGACAAUAGGAACCACCAGAAGGCGAAGCGUAGUAGCAGUGAAGACGAAGACAGAGAAGAGGAGCAGGAGCAGGAGGAAGAGGAAGACGUCGACUACGCGCUCAUCGAGGCCGCGGAGAACGGGAACUUGGUUGAGGUAAGGAGGCUGCUGGCGCGCGGGGCCAGCGUCGGCGCGCUGGACGGCUGGGGCGAGACGGCGCUGCAUUAUGCGGCAGAGAACGGGCACUACGAGGUGGUCAAGGAGCUGGUAAGGGCGGGUGCGCAGAUUGGGCUGUUUGACUUGAAAGGCCGUACGCCGCUGCAGUGCGCGAUGCAGUACCGGAAGGGGGCGGAUCACAAGAAGGUCAAGAAGUUCCUGUGGGAUGAGAAGUUCAGGCGGAAGAUGCUGAGGCUGAGGGACGAGGAGGAGGAGGAAUGGCGGCGGCUGUCUAGGUCGGAGGACGACGAGGAGGGGGACGAGAGCUGGGAUGAGGAUGAUGAUAGCGGGACGGAUUCGGAUGGGGAGAGUGGGACGGAGUCGGAGGACGAGCUGGAGCGCGGGGAGAGGAUGCUGUGGAUCGAUGCGAUAUGUAUCAAUCAGGACGAUCUGGAGGAGCGCGCGGCACAGGUGAAGAUCAUGCCCCAGAUCUACGACCGCGCGGAUGAAGUGCUCGUCUGGCUGGGUACCGGCCUCGACCGCGCUUGGAGACUGCAGCGCGCCAUCUCGCGAGUAAACAAGGCGGACGGGGACCUAGAUGAGCUGGCUCGCAAGUGGCAGAAUUCCCUCGAGUACCUGCUCCGGAACGGAAUGGGGCCGGGCGAGAACGAGCUGCCUGAGGGCUGCAUCCUGGCACCCGGUGAGGUUGAGGAGCUGUCGCACUGGCUAACCAGAUCCUACUUCACGCGCACCUGGGUUGUGCAGGAACUUAGCCUGGCAAAGCGCGUGCGCAUGUUCUCGGGGCCAUACGAGUUCUGCUGGCCGGACGUGCUCAAGUUCCUGGGGCUGCUGGCACGGGUGGGUUACUUCGACAACUCGACCUUCUGGCGCAUCGACAACGGCAAGCGGAGCGAGGACAACAUCGGCGGCGACAGCGGCGAGGCCUGGAAGCUGGCCGAGAUCCGUCUGCGCACGCGCGACAACGCCUCCGAAUGGGCACUACUCGAGCCCAUCUUCGCCAACCACUGCUCCUUCGACAAGUCAUCGUCAUCCCGCAAGAUGAUCUGGCGCGCUGACCACCGCCGCCUCAGCCUCCCCAUCAUCCUCUCCCUCUGUUGGACCUUCCAGUCCAAAGACCCCCGCGACAAGAUCUUCGCGCUCCUCACCAUUGCCCAACCCCUUCCCGAACCCGACCAGAUCACCAUCGACUACUCCGUUCCCGUCCACCGCCUCUUCACCUCGGUUGCCCACCUCUUCAUGCGCGGCUCCGGCGACGACGCCAUGUACAUCGUCCAUUCGGCCACCGGCGCCGCCGCCGACUUCCUCGAGCCCCUCGAGGGCCUCUCGUACGUCCAGAUCCCCAACAUGGGCCACCGCACCCGCAUCCCCGGCAUGCCGUCCUGGACCCCGGAGUUCAGCACGCCCCUGACUACCACCCGCCUCUGGCGCCGCAGCUUCUCGGCCGCCGCGUCAGAUACGGCGCCGCCGCUGGAGUUUGGCCCGCAUCCAGACGACAACGCCGUGAUGAGGGUCAAGGCGCGCGUCGACUGGGACGAGGUGGCCGCGGUGGAAGACCUGUGGCAGCGCGACGAGAAGCUGACCAUCGACGUGCCGCCGUGGCUCGAAGUGCUGCUAGCGCUGCUGCCAGAAGGCGGGAACUACGGCCCCACGGGCGAGUGCGGCAUGCAGGCGCUGUGCCGCACCCUCAUGGCCGACAAGCUGUGGGACGAGGCUGACGCCGACGCGCAGCAGCGCGUGCGUGAUUCGUUCAGGGACUUCCUGGGCUGGGAGCUGGCGUACGAGCUCGAAGACGAGACUGGUAAUGUGUGUCAUGCGCACGACCAAGUGUGGAACUUGGUCACUGAGGCGAGGCAGAGGGUGGAUUACUUGCCGCCGCCGCCGCCGUGCGCUACUGCCGAGGAUUCUGCUGACGGGUCUGAGGGGGCUGAUGCUGGUAGGUUCUUCAUGCCGUCCGUCGAGGAGAUUGGGGAGCGCGGCAAGCAGUUCUCGGAGAAGUGCGCGGAAGGGGGAUUCAGGUGGUGUAAUUACCACGCCCUAGAUUGCGUGACGUAUGACGACGGUACGACGUUUAGGUCUGCGUUUCUGCGCGUGUACAGGAAGCGUGCUCUGUUCAGGACGGCGAAGGGCUACUUGGGUCUCGGUCCCGUUGAUACCAAACCUGGAGAUAAGAUCGCUUUGGUGGCUGGCGCGAGGGUGCCGUUUAUUCUCAAGAGAGUGAAGGGGAAGAGGAGUAAGCACGGUCGUAAGCAUGGAGAGAAGAAGGAUAGAAGAGAUGAUAAUGGCAGUGACGAUGGGGGAAAGAAGAGGCAUGAGGGAAGGUAUAAAUUGGUUGGCGAGGCGUAUGUGCACGGUAUUAUGCAUGGAGAGGCAUUCAAUGGGGCGGACGAUGAAGUUUCGGGAGGGUUUGAGAUGAUUGAUUUGGUGUGA